Molecule: messenger RNA, 1926 nt
Organism: Aspergillus costaricaensis CBS 115574
Lineage: Eukaryota; Fungi; Ascomycota; Eurotiomycetes; Eurotiales; Aspergillaceae
Exons: 2
Coding region: 135-1739 (534 amino acids)
Source: RefSeq, a predicted model, not a curated record
CUGAGCUCAGGCCUCGUCUAUUUACAACGACGGUUUCCGGGCAGCGUAUCUAUUCCCUCCGGCAAAGCCCCGUCUUGGACUGAUCUGAUUGCAAUCAGUCGAAUGUCACACAUAUGAUUUGAUCUUCAGCAAUCAUGCCAAUUCCAACGCGUUCCCUUUCGCUUCGUGAGCCCCGCAAACAAAACUCUACUACAGUGCGCACAACAACGACGGGUAAGCCAGCAUCAACGACUUCGACAUCAGCAACCAGCACAUCUUCCAGCGCUGCGACCAGCACCGAGAACCUCGUGACGCGGAGCAAGAGCCUCCUGCCUAUUCGCGAUGAGGGACGUGCGACAAGAUCCUCUCGUCUACAACCACCGUCUGAGCCCCGCGUAUCCCAGCGGCCUAGCAAGCCUUCAGAUAAGGUCCCGCAAUCGCAGCAGCCCGCUCAAGAGAAUACCGGUAUCACCCGUCGCCAAAGCCUGAUCAGACCGAGCCCGCUGAAGCCUUCGGCACCUCUGAAGCCUACCUCUACCUCGUCCAGAAGGCCUACCGUUGCUCCAAGUCUGUCAUCGCCGAUUAAACAAGAGAUACCCUCCAGACAGAAUGGACGACCUUUAUCGCCGAAGAAAAUCGAGACAUCCGGGAGACAAAAUGGACGGCCUUUGUCCCCGAAGAAAACCGAUAUGCCUCCGCCUCCGCGACUUGCCCGGUCGGCUUCUCUCAGACAGCCUGCUUCCUCGAGCUCGAGCACGCCAUCCGUGACUAGAGGUCAUGCGCGGCAUCGCAGCCAGGGAAUCGGGCUACCUUCGGGGCCUCAAUCUCCGAGGAAAGUUGACCCUCCUUCGCCAUUUCCUACCUCCGCCACUGUACGGUCACGGGCUCAGCUCUCGACCUACCAACAACCGCUCUCCCCAAAGAAGGUGGCUAAGCCAACGACUGCAACACAAGCGGCAGAGUCGCCCGCCGUGGACGCAGAUUCCUCGUUACUUCCUUCGUCUUGGCCGGAGGUUGCAGUGCUACAAACUGAACUCUUACAAUUGAGCUUGGUGCACUUGUCUUCGUGCAAACAACACAUUGAAUGGGAGACUACCGUUGAAGCACGACUACGGAGCGAUUAUAAUUCAGUGGCAAGCGACUAUCGAGCGGCCCUGGGCGAUGAGAAAGAGUACCAGAGACAGCUCAACGGGCAUGCGUUGCAUCACUGGCUUGAGAACACGCGUGAGCGCAAUGAGCAACGAGGGUUUGCAGAGCAGAUACGGAUACUUUCUCAAGUAGCAGAGGAAGUCUACAAUCUCUCUGACAACUUGGAAGGACGGCACACAGUGGCUGUCCAGGAUUUCGAAGCCUGGUUUCAAAGAGUUGAGGAGAUACGGACAUUUCGUCUUCAUCAUGGUCGCAACUUGGACCAGGUAGUUUUUGUCGAUCCCUUGAACCAUGGUUGGCGGGACGAGACAUCUGCCUUGGUCAUGAAGCUUGAACUGUGCCUGAGACAACUGCAGAGCCUGGACAUUCUUGGAUAUGGCGAUCCGGGUCCUUUAGGCGACUCCGCGCUGUUUCGGACAGCCAAGGGGCUAGAAGAAAUGGCCAGCAUGAUGGUUGAGGAACUGAACACGAUCCGUAAGAUUGAAAGCGACGUCGUAAAGUCAGAACGCGAGUGGGUUAGUCAGCUGGCCCGGCAAUUGACUGCAAAUCCGGCACAUGAUCGGAAGGUUCCAGCAGUUGGAAUGUGGAGACGGCCGUCGUUGAACUCGUGAAUUUCGCUGUACGCCGAAGAAUUGGGGCGAAGGUCAAACUGGAAGGAACCUGUUACGGUCAACCUGUUCCGUUAUCGAACCCUAUCUUCCCCAGGGGUAUAGCAUGCAGUUUACUGCUUCUGCCGGAUCUACUAGCGUAAGCGGAAUCGAACCAUGGGACCGAUUCGCAGGCACCGUCUGCAUAGCC